Molecule: messenger RNA, 1491 nt
Organism: Dichotomopilus funicola
Lineage: Eukaryota; Fungi; Ascomycota; Sordariomycetes; Sordariales; Chaetomiaceae
Product: autophagy protein Apg6-domain-containing protein
Exons: 3
Coding region: 1-1491 (496 amino acids)
Biological process (GO): late endosome to vacuole transport; autophagy; cellular response to nitrogen starvation
Cellular component (GO): fungal-type vacuole membrane; phagophore assembly site; phosphatidylinositol 3-kinase complex, class III, type I
Source: RefSeq, a predicted model, not a curated record
AUGUAUUGCCAGAAAUGCCGGACUCCGCUCCGGCUAGACAGCUCUCUUGAAGACCUCAACCCAGCAGCUUAUGACCUUCUCGUAGCAACACAUUCACAACAAGCCCCGAAAAAGCCCUCGGCGCCCCGAACCCUUCACUCGCAAGACCGUGCCCGGAAGGCGACAUACGACCGAGCUUCACGCAACGCCCCACCUCCAAUAUUCCGUCGUCAUGGCGUGCCUGGACGGGCCGACGGGCACGGCCGAGAUAGUUCAGCCAUGUCGUUUAUCUACCUGACCGAAUCGCAAAUAGCGGCACCGCCCAACUCUGCUUUGCAACGGAACCAGCAUGCGCUGGACGCGUCCCCAUCACUAGCGACCGCGAACGAGAAUCACACCGCGGAAGAGGAUGAUAGCAACACAUCGUACGAGAUGGAGCGCAUCACCAAGCUUUUCGAGAUUCUCUCCGCCCGGUCGGAUAUCGACCACCCGGUCUGCGUAGAGUGUACCGAUGUGUUACUGGAGGAGAUGCAGAAGAAGCUCGAGCUCACGAUACGGGAGCGGGACGCCUUCAUUGCGUUCCUCAAAGAGACACAAGCCAGCGCACCAACCGAUGAAGAACUACGAGCACGAGAGGAAGCCCUUCGUAAGGCGCAAAAGGAAGAGGCGGCAGCGCGGGACGAGAUUCGAAACCUAGAACGGGAAAAGGAGGCCCUCGAUGCCGAGUCUCUCGCCCUAGAGCGGGAGAGCAAGCAGCUAGAUGCGCAAGAAGACCGGUUCUGGCGGGAGCGCAACGCCUUUGCCAGCAGGCUCACCGACUUCCAAAACGAGCGCGACAGCAUCAACAGCAAAUUCGACCACGACUCGCGGCAUCUCGAGAAACUCGAGCGCAGCAACGUGUACAACGACACCUUCUGGAUCAGCCACGACGGCACCUUCGCCACCAUCAACGGCCUCCGCCUCGGGCGCCUGUCCAACAACCCGGUCGACUGGCCCGAGAUCAACGCCGCAUGGGGCCACGCCUUACUCCUCCUCUACACAGUCGCGGAGAAACUCGGCUUCCGCUUCGAAGGCUACGAACUCCAGCCCAUGGGCUCAACAUCCCGCAUCAUCCGCUUCGACCAACCCUCCCCAUCCUCCUCCAGCCGCCUCGCCGCUGCCACAACCCGCAGCGCCCCACCACCACCCCCGAAACGCCACGUCCUCGACCUCUACUCGUCAGGCGACAUGCCACUGGGGCUCACCUUCAUGCACCGCAAAUUCGACAACGCGAUGACGGCCUUUCUAGAGCUGGUACGGCAGCUGGGCGCACACGUGUACGCCCAGACGGCGGCCGAGGGCAGCCCGCUCAGCCUGCCGUACCGCAUCGAGGCCGACAAGAUUGGCGAUGUCAGCAUCCGGCUGGGUGUGGCGCAGGAUGAUGGGUGGACUAAGGCUUGCAAGAUGACGCUGACGUGUUGCAAGUUUUUGCUGGCGCAUGCUAGUAAUGUGAAUGCGGCGUUGACGGGUUGA